This is a messenger RNA of Musa acuminata subsp. malaccensis (wild Malaysian banana), 1257 nucleotides long. The record is from RefSeq and is a predicted model, not a curated record. NCBI's taxonomy places the organism in Eukaryota, Viridiplantae, Streptophyta, Magnoliopsida, Zingiberales, Musaceae.
UCCACACUUCACACCCUCCUUCCAUAGCCUGGCUCUCGGAGAAGAUGGCCGCCAUGCUCGGCACCACCCUUCUCGCCCUCUCUCUUUUCCUUUUCAACGUCGCCGUCAGCCACGGCGCGCUUCAGUUCGGGUUCUACACCGGCAAGUGCAAAGGCACCGACGUGGAGACCGCCAUUAGAGGCAUCGUUGCAGCGCGCUUCGCCAAGGACCCCACCAUUCUCCCUGCUCUCCUCCGCAUGCAGUUCCACGACUGCUUUGUCAGAGGCUGCGAUGCUUCGAUACUACUGGAUGUGCCCAACAGCGAGAAGCAAGCAGGCGCUAACCAAAGUGUGAGAGGCUACGAGCUGAUCGAUGAGAUCAAGGCAGCUCUGGAAAAAGCAUGUUCUGGGGUGGUUUCUUGUGCUGAUAUCAUUAUUGCGGCUACAAGAGACGCUGUGGUCUUGGUAAGUGACAAAGAAAGUAUACUCGAUCUGCUGGUGUUGAAGAUAGCCAUCGUACUAAAAGUUCAUUUUCUUGGACGAACUAAGGGUGGUGGACGGCGGUACGAGGUCCAAACAGGGAGGAGGGAUGGCACCAUCUCCCGUGCUUCAGAUGUAAAUCUCCCGGGGCCUUCCAUAUCAGUCUCCGACGCCAUUGGGCUGUUCAACGCCAAAGGACUUACUGCAGAGGACACGGUUUUACUCUUAGGAGGUCACACGGUUGGAGUCACCCACUGCUCAUUCAUCUUGAGUCGCCUGUACAACUUCAACGGAUCCGGCAAGCCCGAUCCGACCAUGGACCCUGCUCUUGUGGCCACUCUGAGGCGCCGGUGCCCUCAGAAUCUAGUAGUCGACAGCCCUGUCAACCUGGACCAGAACGCUUCCAGCGCCAACACAGUGGACGACAGCUUCUACAAGCAGAUAGUUGCGAAGCGGGGCGUGCUUCAGAUCGAUCAGAGGAUAGCCUUGGACGCUGCAACCGGCGCCACCGUCGCGCUUCUUGCCGGCGGGCGGAUGGACUUCUCCACCCGGUUCGGCAGUAGCAUGGUCAAGUUGGGCGCCGUCGAGGUGCUCACCGGAACGCAGGGAGAGAUCAGGAGGUCCUGCCGAGCCCCCAACAAACGGACGCAGUCGCUUGGUGGCGAUCCAUUUGUGAUCGAGCCGUUCGUCCAAGAACAACUACAAAGCAGUGCUGUCGUCCCACGGUGAUGGUUUCAGCUUUGUUUAUCUUGCGCCGUCCAAUAAAAUCUUUUGUCGCCGAUCCAAUCGUCGAAUCCUA